AUGGCGUGCAUGGUUCCCUUCUGUGAUAAUCCAAGAGCGUCACAACACCAGCAUAGAAAUCGCCGACAACAACAACACUCAAAUUAUCGCGGCGACCUGAACCUGCGAGCCAACUCUGGCGACGAUGUUCCCGAGAGCGAGAACACCAACCUCUGGAUCACCAACCUCCCCAACAGCAUCACCCAUCGACGAUUCCUAAGCGCCAUCCACAAUGUCGGCAGAGUCCGAUCGCUGGUAAUCCACAACUCCGGGUCGAGACGCGGGACCGCCGCCGCCGCACUCAGCUUCUUCCGACGCCCCGCGUCCGAGCUGUUCAAGUCGCAAUGCGACAGACGCCUCAUCCAAUUCGACGGAAGGGUUCCCCGCGUCGUAUGGAACCGGCACAAGGUCGAGCAGACCAACGAGGGCGUCUUGAGCCGAGUGCUCCUCAUCGCUGGGGAUCCUGAGAUUGUGAACCGUCGUUGCUUGGACGAGUUCUUCGCGACGAGGUUUACCUAUGACAUCGAUCGAAUCAUCCCCCAUGGGACUGUGGAGACAGAGACGGGCCCGGUUGCGCGGUUCGAGUACAGAUUCGGCUCGUGGCGAGGACAGGCGGUGUUAGGAUUCUAUGCUAUACAGAAUGAGCUUUACGGCAGAGUCUUGACUGAGUAUGGUAUGGAUCCCUGUAGUUGA
Messenger RNA from Hypoxylon fragiforme, 672 nucleotides. RefSeq lists its product as uncharacterized. Lineage: Eukaryota; Fungi; Ascomycota; Sordariomycetes; Xylariales; Hypoxylaceae. Gene Ontology annotation, molecular function: nucleic acid binding. The transcript has a single exon. The record is from RefSeq and is a predicted model, not a curated record. The coding region runs from base 1 to 672 and encodes 223 amino acids.